AAGUGAUAGUUUUUAUUUUUAUUAAAUAAAAUAUAAAUUAAAUAACAAUAUUAAAUUAAAAACAAAUUAAAAUGACGAGUCCUGACGAUGCUUUGGCAGUAGCUAAUUUUCGGGAAUAUUUACAAAUACCGAGUGUACAGCCGAAUAUAGACUAUGAGCCAUGUGUGAAAUUUCUACAAAAGCAGGCUGCCUCUUUGAAUUUGCCUAUCCAGGUUCAUUAUUGUGUACCAAAAAAGCCAAUUGUUAUUAUAACAUGGCCCGGUCAAGAUCCAACUUUACCAUCUGUUAUGCUUAAUUCUCACAUGGAUGUUGUUCCUGUUUUUGAGGAUUUCUGGACUUAUCCACCUUUCUCGGCUCAUGUAGAUGAAAGUGGAAAAAUAUAUGCUCGUGGAUCUCAAGAUAUGAAAUGUGUUGGUAUUCAAUUUAUAGAAGCAGUACGAAGACUUAAGAACGAAGGAGUUACUUUGAAAAGAACUAUUCAUAUAAGUUUUGUACCAGAUGAGGAAAUUGGUGGACAUGAAGGCAUGGGAUUGUUUGUUAAGACAAGAGAAUUUCAAAACUUGAAUGUUGGUGUUUCAUUAGACGAAGGCAUGGCUAGUGCCAAUGAAAUUUAUCCAUUAUUUUAUGGAGAAAGAAGUCUUUGGCAUGUUCAUAUUCAUUGUCAUGGUGAUCCUGGUCAUGGAUCUUUGAUAUUGGAAAAUACUGCAGGAGAAAAAAUGAGGUACAUAAUGGACAAGUUCUUCGAUAUGAGAAAGGAACAAGAGGACAUAUUGAAACAGAAUCCUAGUUAUAAAUUAGGAGAUGUUACAACUAUCAAUUUAACAAUUUUAAAGGGUGGAGUACAAAGUAAUGUUAUCCCUGAAGUUUUGACGGCAGUUUUUGAUAUACGUAUUACACCAUCCUUAGACCACAAGGAAUUGGAAGAAAAGCAGAUACGAAAAUGGUGCAAAGAAGCUGGCAAGGAUGUUGAAAUAGAAUUUGAACAAAAAGAACCACUGAUAGCAAACACUGAACUGAAUGAAAGCAAUAAAUUUUGGACAGCAUUUAAAAGAGCUACUGAUGAAAUGGGACUUGUUCUUGAACCACAAGUUUUUCCAGCUGCAACAGAUAGCAGAUAUAUAAGAGAAAUUGGACUGCCGGCUUUUGGUUUUUCUCCCAUGAAUAACACGCCAGUAUUGCUGCAUGACCAUGAUGAAUAUUUAGAUACAGAAACUUUCCUUCGAGGUAUCACAAUAUUCAAGAAAAUUAUUCAAAAUGUUUCUAAUGCUGAAUAAAUUCUAGAAAUAAGACCAAAAAAAUUUAUAAAUAUGUUUUGAUUUUUAAAUUUUAUAUUUUGUUAUCUAACUUGAUAUCAAUUUUUAUCUGUAUAUAAAUACAAUAAAAUUGUA
Messenger RNA from Ctenocephalides felis (cat flea), 1388 nucleotides. RefSeq names its product aminoacylase-1-like. The transcript has 9 exons. Bases 72 to 1274 code for a protein of 400 amino acids. Gene Ontology annotation, cellular component: cytoplasm. Gene Ontology annotation, biological process: amino acid metabolic process. The record is from RefSeq and is a predicted model, not a curated record. Lineage: Eukaryota; Metazoa; Arthropoda; Insecta; Siphonaptera; Pulicidae. Gene Ontology annotation, molecular function: aminoacylase activity.